GGAAGACUGGUGAAUUGCGUGUAGGGCGUUUCCUUCGUGCUGUGACUGCCCAUGGGGGCAAAACAAAUGCGGUGUUGUUUGCUGUACUCCAUCGCUUCUGUUACCAUUAUGGGCCAGUGGGCACGAAGCUUUGCAAGCAAGCGGAUGAAAUGCGUGUACCGUGGUCACGAGAGAGAACGUAGACCGAACGUGAACGCGGAUCAUUCGACAUCCCCAGUCCCGGCGUUGCGAGUGCCUGAGACAAGUCCUCCGAACAACGAAUGCGUUUGGUCGUACAUGCGUAUGCAUAUGCUGUAACACCAAGACUGAAAGUCGAAUACUUUUGCGACCCUACCCAACUUUGAGCCCAUCAAAGACGACAGCAAGUGGACGGCCGUCAGGCGUUUUACGCUAUGGUAGCAGCAGCGAGCUCUGCGGCCGGGCCCGAGAUCCGUCGCAGCGCGUUGACCCCGUGGGGUAGUCCUGAGAAGAAACACUGGGUUUCUUGAGAGAUGAUGGCCGGUUAUAUGCAGUCCUAGGGUCUCCUGGUAAAGAUGGCGCUCUGUCGAGUACAACGGUUCGUCGAGUCGGGAGAUGGACCAGUUCUAUUGGAUGAUGACGUCGGUGCAUCGUUGCUGAUAAGCUGGAGCGAGCCCGAAGCG
Messenger RNA from Punctularia strigosozonata HHB-11173 SS5, 641 nucleotides. RefSeq lists its product as uncharacterized. The record is from RefSeq and is a predicted model, not a curated record. Lineage: Eukaryota; Fungi; Basidiomycota; Agaricomycetes; Corticiales; Punctulariaceae. Bases 109 to 297 code for a protein of 62 amino acids. The transcript has 2 exons.